GCCCAGAGAGGCGGCAGUACAUGCUCCGCUCGCAGUUUGCAGCAGCCAUUCAGAGAGACCACCACGAAGGCAGGGGAGAGAGCAGUGACGGCAGAAGACCACACUAGCAAGAUGCUGACGGCUUGUAUAAGCACAGUGGUCAUUUUAGUUCCUUUAAUACUCCUCAUGGGGCCUAUUUCUACAAAUCCCACUGCAGCUGAAGAAGAAUCGGGCACCACAGUUCCUGCUGAAAGUCGCCCAUGCGUCGACUGCCACGCCUUUGAGUUCAUGCAGAGGGCCCUGCAAGACCUAAAGAAGACGGCGUACAGCUUAGACUCACGGACAGAGACUUUGCUUUUUAAAGUGGAGAAGAGAACUUUGUGCGACUGUUUAACUGCAAAUACACUGAACUGAGAACGGGAGAUCUGCCUAGGAGUUCCUGGUCCUUCAAAAGCUUUUAGAAUGCUGCAGAUCGUACAGACAGUUUUAGGAAAUAAAACACUGAAAAUAUGUA
Messenger RNA from Varanus komodoensis (Komodo dragon), 493 nucleotides. RefSeq names its product chromosome unknown C4orf48 homolog (gene NICOL1). The transcript has 4 exons. The record is from RefSeq and is a predicted model, not a curated record. Lineage: Eukaryota; Metazoa; Chordata; Lepidosauria; Squamata; Varanidae. The coding region runs from base 112 to 393 and encodes 93 amino acids.